Molecule: messenger RNA, 494 nt
Organism: Aspergillus caelatus
Lineage: Eukaryota; Fungi; Ascomycota; Eurotiomycetes; Eurotiales; Aspergillaceae
Exons: 2
Coding region: 49-396 (115 amino acids)
Source: RefSeq, a predicted model, not a curated record
CUCUUGGUUCCCCUGAAUUGAAGCUUCCUCGAAUGUGGUAGUCAAAAAAUGCAAUGCAUUGAUCCAAAGCUAAAGUUGAGUUAUGAAAACAAGAAACAAGAACUUGUCUCUGCUCUCUUUUGCUUUUCGCUUUCUCUUCUCUCUCUCUCUCUCUCUCUCUCUCUCUCUCUCUCUCGCUCUCGCUCUCGCUCUAUACAUACCGGUGGCUUGCCACGUUUACACACACACACACACACACACACACACACACACACACACACACACACACACACAGAGUUAAUCACGAUUAUUCCCUCAUUUAUUAUGUCUGCGAAUGAUCAAUUCAUAUCUUCCCCGUACCCCGUACAAGAACGAAUAGGUGAGAUAAAAGGGGUGAGCGAACGAAAAGCCAAGUGACCCAGGGAGAUCGAUAGAUCGAUUUGAUAACAAGGCGCCAGGAUGGUUAGCUUGUGCCUUGAAGAUCUCGGGGCAAAGGAGGACUAAUCGAUCGACAC